Messenger RNA from Nematostella vectensis (starlet sea anemone), 9753 nucleotides. RefSeq lists its product as uncharacterized. The coding region runs from base 23 to 5854 and encodes 1943 amino acids. Gene Ontology annotation, biological process: post-transcriptional gene silencing. Gene Ontology annotation, molecular function: metal ion binding; CCR4-NOT complex binding; RNA nuclease activity. The record is from RefSeq and is a predicted model, not a curated record. Lineage: Eukaryota; Metazoa; Cnidaria; Anthozoa; Actiniaria; Edwardsiidae. The transcript is spliced from 25 exons. Gene Ontology annotation, cellular component: cytoplasm; peroxisome.
GGAAGUGAACGAAGGAUUCAAGAUGGCGGCUUCCUUCCCGGUCUGGAUUGGCGGACUGUCAGAAGACGUGACGGAGAAUGUUUUGCUUGAGUUGUUUAAUAAGUUCGGUCCCGUGAAAGACGUAGUAAUCCUACGGGAUGAGAGUGGAAAGUCUAGGCAGUCGGGUUUUGUCAAUUUUUGGUCUUCAGAUGUUGCGGAGGCCGCAAAUGUGGGAAUGAAUGGUUGCGAUAUUUUGGGAAAAAUUGUAGAAACGAAAUACGCCAAAGAGGUCACUACAAAUUAUAGUAAAGUCCACAUGGUCAAGGUUAAUGCAAGCCAAAAAAAGUUAAACAGUAGGAAGCUUGCGGACUGUUCAUAUUUUAUCGAUAAAAAAGAUUGUCCCUUCAAAACUGGUCAGUGCCCUUAUCGUCACAGUGCAGCAGCAUUGUUAUCAACUGUUGAAUGUGAGAAAUGGAAGAGUAAACUUUGUGAAGAUGUCAACUGUUCUUCAAAACAUUCUAAAAACAACACAGUAAAAUACCAGACAGUUCCCCCACCUAGAUGUCCAAGCCACAAUGCUUUCAAAUGUAACGGGGAGUGUGGAUCUGAGGAAUGCGAUACUCACUUUAUGGAGAUGGAAGCCAUGAAGGAACACAUCAAAAGAGGGAAGGAGAGAAAACAUUUGCCCUCAGGGGCAUGUGGCGUGUGCAAAGCUGUUUUCUUUAGCGACGAAGAAAGGCAGCGCCAUGCAUGCCUCAACCCUAAGCACCAUUCUGGACAACCUGUUAAAAUACCGCUGUACCACCCUACACCCAUCUACACUUCCUCCCAACCACACAGCCACCACACUACUCUAUUUAGCAAAAAGCCUGCUGUACGUGGCUCUCUAACUGCUGGAGCUAAUGCUUUAAAAUCGAGCACUACAUGCUUUUCUUGUGGAGACAGCUAUGAGCAUUCUGGAGACUCCCUGAGUAGUUUUGAGUGCGGCUUGGAUGGGGUGGGAUUUGGUGGUCAUAGAUGUCCUAAUUCACCUUCCGUGAGGAAUAUUAAUAGCGAGGAACCUAUUGGUGUGUUUUGGGAUAUUGAGAACUGCCCAGUACCUCGUGGGAAGUCAGCACUAUCCGUGGUGGGGAAGAUUAGAAAAGUAUUUUUCGCUAAUAAGCGGGAGGUGGAGUUUAUGUGUGUGUGCGACAUCAAUAAGGAGAAAAAGGAAGUCAUAGAAGAUCUCAACAAGGCUCAGGUGACUGUUGUACACAUCAACGCAACAUCAAAGAAUGCUGCUGAUGACAAACUGCGUCAGUCACUUCGCCGCUUUGCACAAUCCUACCCUUCCCCUGCCACGGUCAUCCUUGUGUCUGGCGAUAUCAACUUUGCGGCAGAGCUCUCUGACCUGCGCCAUCGGCAUAAUCUCACUGUUGUCUGUUUGCACAAUGCUCAUGCACAGACAGCACUGCUUGCUUGUGCACACGAGAACAAGCGCUUUGACCUGUUCACUGCUGACCUGCCAAUCAUUGCAACAACGCCUAAUAGGACUGGUGAUGAAUCAGGCCUGUCCACUGAGCUCACAAUCCUUAAUCUUCCUGUUGGGAAAGACGUCGCUCACAUCAAGUCGAGGCUGAGGCAGCUAUCUGAUAACUGUGGGGGUCAUGUGAUUAGUGUUACAGGGCGAACAGCUGCUAUUAGAUUCGCCAACCACCCAAGCGCUGCAAGGGCUAAGAAGAGGAUUGAUGGAGAGGACGUGUUUGGUUCAGCAAUACAGGUAGUCUAUUCAUCAGUGAACGGUUCAAGCCCUCUCAAGGGAAGCCCACUGAAAUCAAGACGUGCUAUGGACCCCAAGGACCCAGCAACUCCGUCCAGGAAACUCAGCAACUUUAUACCAAUCGUCACUAGAGAUAAGCCUACCAGACCAUUGCCGGUCAAAAGUAAUAAUAACCCAGGGUCUGGUCUGGAAAAUUCGGAAUGGAAUCGCUAUGUGAAGAACCCUGCUGGAGUGCAAGUGGAUGACGAUGAUCCCUUGGAGGACUUCACAGGGAAGCCCUUAAGAAUAGUCUCUCAGUCUGCUACAACAUCUAUACACCCAACCACAACUUGCAGUGCCACCUACGCCUACCCAACAAUGUGGCAGCAACAUCCAUAUUACCCUGGGGUCAUCAAUAUCCCCAGCCACAGCGGUGCCUUCCCUGCGAUGAACCCCCUCAUGAUGGGAGGUCACCACCUGACCACGCCCUGGCUGGCAAGUCUGCAUAACUUUACCAUGCUCGAUCAGCAGCGAGGAGGGAUUGACUUGCUUGUGGGGAACCUUGAUGAGACGGUCAGUAAGAAGGAGCUAAAGAAGAAGUUGGCAUCAGUGUUCAGGGAACACUGCAAGGUGUACUCGGUGGUUCUCCACGCAGGAGAAGACAUGCCUUUGCGAGCCUUCGUCAAAGUCCCAAAACUUCCGGACGCCCAGAUUGCAAUGUCAAAGGUCCACAAUCAACAGAUAUUCAAUACUGCUGUCACUGUCACCAUAGCAACCGAAAAGGAGAAGGAGCUGUGCUUCCUACGCUGUGAAGUGACGUCAGUUCUGAAGGAAGCUCCCUUACACUGGAUGCCGCUCACUAAGUUCCUGAGCGAGUUUUAUGAGAAGUGCUCACAUGCCUUUGACAUGAGCUCUAUAGGCAUGCUUCCUGAUCUGGUAGUCAUUCUUGGAAAGCCUGGAAGUCAGACGAUAAGCCUGGUGACACAUGUUCUUGGAAGUGUUAAGGUUAUCAUAGAGCAAGAGAGUUUCACCUUGGAAGUCCACAAUCUCUUAAAACAGUACAAAGGGAAUCUUCCCCUAGUGAACUUUGCUGCAUGUUACUGGAUCAAGUUCAACAAGCAUAUAGAGGUCGGUGUGAAUGGAAUACCUCUAGCAGAGGCCUUAGAGGCGGUACCUAAUGUACGUGUGACGUCGUCAGAAGCAGGCAAUGAAACCGUCUGCUGGGCUAAGACUGGGAUACGUAACGGCGGAGUCAUCUCUAAGCUGUUAGAACUGUCUGCUGAACUCCAAGAGCUGCUAAAGGCACAGCAAGAGUUCAAGCUUCCACUGAGUCAAGUGAUAUCAGCCUACCAAAAGUGGUUCAACAGACGGUUGCCAUUUGACCCUAUGGUGUAUGGGUUCUCGUCUGUGAGGGACUUACUGGAUGCCCUCCCUUCGGUCGUCGAGGUUAUAGAUGAUGGUAUGGAACGAUAUGUGAUGCUCACCAAGCGCCUCAGGGUCCUGGUAUUUGAGCAAGAUGUGCGGACGCUACUGGAGUGCCAGCCAGGCCAGACAUUGCUACUCACCGCCUUCAUGCCAGCUUAUAAAAGGUUCUUUGGACGCAAGUGUGAGGUGUCCGACUAUGGAUUUUCCAGGCUUCUUGAUCUCAUGGAUGCAGUCAAGCCUGCUGCACAGAUGCAAGGCACUGGUGACUCCCGCACCGUCCAUCUAAUAGAUAAAGCUUGCUACAAAGCAAACAAAAUCGAAAAUCGAAUGACGCUCCACAUCCUGUCCCGCGAGCUGCAGGAUCUCCUCGCCACGUGCCCGUCCCAGCGCCUCCCGGUCGCGCAGGUCAUGUUGAAGUAUGCAGAGUGUUACGGACAGUACUUCAAGAUUGGAGAGUGCGGAUACACACUGCUGGAGGAUUUACUAGCGGCUAUACCCACUGUACAGCUCAUAGAUAUAAACGGAGUGAAGUACGUCUGCUUGCCGGAGUCACCACCCCCCACGCCUCCCAGACACUCCCAAACAGCCCCACAACAAAGUCCCUUGAAGAAAAUCAGCACAAACCAGCAGUGCACUGAUACAAGUCAACCGAGAAAAGUUAGCCAGCUUAAAGGAAAUCAGCAGGUCAAAGUGACUGAUCUAUCCAGUCUACCUGUGAAAAACAAUUUAUGUCCAAGUCAAGCAGCUAAAGUGGGUCUCUUAGAAACUGAGACUGGAAAAGCAAAUAACUCUUCAAGCUUACCCCGUAAAACUGCAUCUGGAAAACCGACCCAGUCAGGUCCGCCUGGAAAAGUAGAGCACCCAUCAAAGGGAGUUCUGCUUGGAAAAGUAGACCAGCCAUCAAAGGCAGGUCUGCCUGGAAAAGUAGACCAGCCAUCUAAGACGAAACAGUCUUUUGGCCAAUCCACUAAAUCAUUACCUAAUACCCUUGUUGAUGAGAUAGCGGAACUUGUCAGAGAGCACGAUGGUCAGUUCCUGGUGGCAAGCCGACUCUCCGCUGCAUACAAGAAGAGAUUUAAUAGAAAGCUUCCUAUCGCUUUUAGUAAGAUAUGUGAAAUGCUGGAUUGCAGUGAGACCGAGUUGAAGAUCAAAGGAAAAGGCGUGGAUCAAAUAUUUUGUUUGACAAGAAAAACAGACUCAGAGCACCGUGCCCUUGACGCCCUUGCUGACGACAUUGUCACUAUCCUUAGGAAGUACCCCGGAUGCCGUGUUGCUCGCGCAGGUCUAUCCGAUAUUUACGCGCGUCACAAGGGCCAUGGCAUCAUGCCAAAGCGCUGGGGUUACCCCAAUAUUGACACUUUACUGGAGCAACUCAGCGACAUAGUGCAGGUUGUCGGCACUGGUGAACUGGCAGCCGUGUGCUUGCGACAGGAGUAUCUUCUCCGAUGUUUUGCUCGUCAAAUAGUCAACAUGCUGCACCACCACGUGACCUCACGGCCAAUCUUGGUCUCCUCCUUGAAAAAAGUCUAUGAAAAGACCACAGGGAACCCGCUACACCCUCAGCUGUAUGGCUACCAGAACCCCACUGAGUUACUUGAUGCCAUUGGUGCCGUAGUGGAGGUUGUUGGUGAAAACUCUAGGCAGCGCCUCUGCCUGACUGCUCUGCAGAUGUUUUCCAUAGAGACCAAGCAGCUCCUUCUACAAAACGAUGGAUGUGUCUCCCUUAACAGGUUCGCUCCGUGUUUCCAACAACUGUACAACCGGCCUUGCCGUGCUGCGGACUAUGGCUACGGUCGCAUCGCAGAGGUACUGAGUACCAUAUCAGGACUGGUGGACAUCAGGGGCGAUGGCGCUGAGAAGAUGGUCCUCUUGACAGAGGCGUCCGACGUGUUGCUUGACGAUAUCGGCGGCCAUGAGAGAGAUCAGGAGUCCAGCUCAAUGACAUCGAGUUCCGGGGAUACAACAAACAAAGACAACAGUGAUAGCGAGGACUCCGUGAUCGUGGAAGAAGAAAAAGAAGAAGAAGAACUGAAUGAGGAAGGAACUGAUGCAAGUGUUGUCAGUGGUGAAGAUUUGAUCAAGCUUGAGGAGGUAGCAUCGUCUUCCAAUACCUCUGAGGUCACCUAUGCCGAUGACUGGAUGAUGGCCCCAGUACCCCGGACCCUACCUGAACCGUUACUUUUCCCAUCUGCCCCUGCUGCACCCCCAGUAAUAGGGGACCUGAUUUCCUUCACCGAAUUUGAUCAUGAACUUUCUUUCGCCGGACUGGAGCCAGAGCUCGAACAGGCGGUACCAAGAGCCACACUAAAAAACAUCGGUUAUUUUAAGCCCAUUAAUUCCCAGUCGUCUCCGCCGCUUAGUGACCGUGAGGAGACUGUGCUGAGCCCAGGCCUUCGACAGCUGUCCGAAAUCGAGGCUGAGUUAUUAAACAACUCUGAAUGUUCCUCCCCAGCAGCUGUUUUACAAGCUAGGGAAACCAAUGGUCGAAGCCAGGACGUUUCCAGGAAUGCAGUGACGUUUUCCAGGGAACCAUCGCAUGCUUCUGACCAGGAUUUGUCCGAUAAAUCAUUAGAUAUUUCUGAAAAGGUUGCGAACCGGCAGACACCAGAUGCGUAUGGCAAGGAAAAGUCCAGACAGUCACCUGCAGAUAAAGGCAGGCGAACGCCUAUGGUUAAACUGGCUGUCAACUUUACCAUGGCCGGAAAGAAGUAGAUGAGCGCUCCAAUCAGAGCAUGACCCUAUCCGGAGACUGUACGGUCGGUAUCGGUAGCAUAGUACUUAGUACCUAGUACAGCGAUAGCUUAGUUUAGUCGAAUAUCAAUAUUUAUUUAGAAUUGAUAAUAAUAAUUGGGAUAAUGCUUAGAUAAUGCUCCUGGAAUUCUUAUUCAAAUCACUAUUUUGUUGGUUAAAGUAAGUUCAUUUUGUCUCGCGUUCCGUGAUCAUAAAAACGUUCAUCUUUUUUUGACACGUUAUGUAUUUUGGAAGAACACUGAAUUGUUUAGCAAGUUGUCUGCGUUGGCACGCCCUACAGCUUUUGGCCGUGCUAGGAACUUAUCAGUACCAUAAAAAAGGCAACCUCUACAAUGUCAAAUUGCUUCGAAGGCUUUGUUUUUCAACAGAGUCAUAAGGAAUUGACGAUUGUAAACAUCUUUGAUCACGAGUAUAAAUGCGCGCAAUGAACUUGGGUGACGUUUAGAAGUCCUUAGGAUGCAUGCCAUGACGUUACAAUACAUACUGAACAAAGAGAUGGUCCCCUGAACAAAUUAACCUUAUAAGAAUAAUGACCCUGAGUAUCAAGCGCACUUUAGUGCCUUAGAGAUGCGGGUUUGCCCUUAGUUUUAUCUUCGAUACGUGUUCUUGUUACCCUAAACGCUGGCAUGAAUUAAGGAAUUGUGUGUUUGGUGCUUCCGUUGAAAAAUUUGCAGGAAUUCAGGAAAUACUGACGUUAAGUGCUUGUUGACGUAUCUCACACUUUGCCUUUUCCUGUUAUUUUUCUUCCAUUUGUUUACCUUUCAGUGUUGUAUGGCUUGAGGGCUUUCUCUUACUGUACAGCUUAUGGGCCCAUCUUAGCGAACUGCUUAUGGACCUAUCUUAGCGUGUAGCUUAGGUGCUUGUCUUAGCGUACAGCUUAUGGGCCUGUCUUUGUGUACAGCUUAUGGGCCUGUCUUUGUGUACAGCUUAGGGGCUUGUCUUAGUGUACAGCUUAUGGGCCUAUCUUAGUGUACAGCUUAGGGGCUUGUCUUAGCGUACAGCUUAUGUGCCUAUCUUAGCGUACAGCUUAUGGGCCUAUCUAUGGGCCUACAGCUUAUGGGCCUAUCUAUGGGCCUACAGCUUAUGGGCCUAUCUAUGGGCCUACAGCUUAUGGGCCUAUUUAUGGGCCUAUCUUAGCGCACAGCUUGUGGGCCUAUCUUAGCGCACAGCUUGUGGGCCUAUCUUAGCGCACAGCUUGUGGGCCUAUCUUAGCGCACAGCUUGUGGGCCUAUCUUAGCGCACAGCUUGUGGGCCUGUCUUAGCGUACAGCUUGUGGGCCUGUCUUAGCGUACAGCUUGUGUGCCUAUCUUAGCGCACAGCUUGUGGGCCUAUCUUAGCGCACAGCUUGUGGGCCUAUCUUAGCGCACAGCUUGUGUGCCUAUCUUAGCGUACAGCUUGUGUGCCUAUCUUAGCGUACAGCUUGUGUGCCUAUCUUAGCGUACAGCUUGUGUGCCUAUCUUAGCGUACAGCUUGUGUGCCUAUCUUAGCGUACAGCUUGUGGGCCUGUCUGAGCGUACAGCUUGUGGGCCUGUCUGAGCGUACAGCUUGUGGGCCUGUCUGAGCGUACAGCUUGUGGGCCUGUCUGAGCGUACAGCUUAUUUACCUGUCUGAGCGUACAGCUUGUGUGCGGCCUAUGUUACAGUUAUAGACUUGGCCUUUGAGAGUUGUUGAAAUAAGAACUCUUUUGUCCCUCUUACAGAUAUUUUAUUGAGACAAAUUUCCUGGUAUUUCUUACCGUGUUUUGGGCCUUGGCAAUAUUAGAGGUUCUGCCUUAGCCCUCCUCCCCUCACCUUUAUCAGUUUAUUGAUGCCUGCUUAUCCGCCUCUACUGUGAGGCAUUCGUCAAGUGCCUCUGACCAGGAUUAUUGGAGAUUCUUUCUUUGACUCGUACGCCAGGAGACAAUGCUAUUAGCAGACUAUUUGAACUUCUUACAUGAAGGUGUAGCUCGUUGCUACGAAUUUAUCAUUGAGGUUUUGGGGGCCAUUGAAUACAGCCACGGAAUUUUGAUCCCUCCAUUAAAGUGGAGUGUCUAAAAUGUCACUCAUUGUUGGCUGGUAGAGCUUAUUUUCCCAUUAUUUAUGCAGAUAUGAGCUCUUUGCAUUUUGAUGGCCUCGUGUUUUUUUUCUUUCCAUCAUGAACUCCGAUUCAUCAAGUCCUCUGAUUGCUUCUUUGUAUUCUGUCUGAUAAAGUCCUUUAGAUUUCUUAUUUGAAUUCUAUCUGAAAAUGUCAUUUGAUUGCUUAUUGAAUUCUGUUUGAUAAAGUCCUCUGAUUGCUUCUUUAAAUUCUAUCUAAAAAUGUCAUCUGAUUGCUUAUUGAAUUCUGUCUGAUAAAGUCCUCUGAUUGCUUCUUUGAAUUCUAUCUGAAAAAAGUUUUCUUUCUGCAUAUUUUUGUAAAGAAAAUUCAAAAGUUGUUUAUAGCUGGGUGAUUUUGAGAACGAUUGAGUCGUUUUGAUUAAACGACUCAAUCCUUCCUGCUUUUAUGAACAGUUUUGAAACAAUUGCUACAUAAUACUUUCGUUUUAUUUUUGUAAAAAAUAUAAAAAUAUAUUUGUAUCAGCCCUGUUUUGUCUAGCGGGACGCCCCGAAUGUACAUCACGUGCGUUCUACUGUGCGCGCGCAUAGACAUCAUAGCAUAUUUGCGCCUGUGCUACCCCCGCCAUUCUUAGAAGACGACAUCUGAUUGGUUGUCUGGAGUGGUUUGAUUGUGGGUUGUUUUGCUAUGGGCUGAGGUGUUGUGUUUGAAUGUGUUGUGUUUUCCUCAUAGUAUUCUAGUUACUUUAGCGAAACCUUCAUCGGGAGUUUUCAUGAUCUUUCCUUUAGCAUGGUUUAAAUAAUAGUAGCGUACUCUAUACCUGUCUUCUAACAGAUGCCUUACUUUAGUUGAGACCUCCAGUGAGGUCAUCCUUAAAAAUCGCAGUCUCACUUUAUAAUAUGCUACAGUGUAGGAUUUAGAUCUUAUUGAUAAAAAAAUUUAGUUGUCUCCAUGAUAACUUAGCUAUCGCCUUUGAAACAUUUCUGAUUUAAUUAUUUUCUUACUAGGUUUAGUCGUUGUUAAAUUCCUAGAUUUUUAUCAGCUGCCAUUUAUCUUCUCUAUUUGUGUUGUGAAUGUCUUUUUUUAUUUCAUCUUUGUUGUUGUUGGAUAGACAAGCAGGUAAUAUCCUUCAGUGUUUAGCGGUAGACACUAGAAUACCCCAGGAUAUAUUAGUUGAUAACAGUUUGAGCUUGGUACAUAGUAAUAUAAUGUCCCUUGUUUAAAUUAUAGCACGGCAGGAGUAAGGGGUCUGAAAAUAACGUAUGUAGUGGAUAUUAAAAGUCGCAGACACGAGAUCAAGGAGAUUUUCCGAGAAGUUUGGUCAUCAAGGAGAUUUUCCAAUAUGUUUGGAGGUCAAGGAGAGUUUUUGAUAAAUUUCGGAGUCUUGGGGGGCUCCUCUGAUAGGUUAUGGAGUUCAAAGCAGUUCAAAGCGGUUUUUUUAUAAGUUUGGAACUUAAUUUGAAUUCCCAAUAACUUCUGGAGAUCAACGCGAUUUUUCAAUAAGUUUGGGAUUUAUUUCUGGAUUCUUCUAUUUUUCACUUGUAUUUUGGCACUGUUUUUGCGUUUCUCCAUGUUACAUCGUUCUCACGAUGUAGUUCUUGCUUUUCUUGCCAUUAAUUGUCAGCUAUUUGACUUAUUUGAGUUGAAGCGGUGGGAGGGAUGACAACUCUCUGACCAAAGGCUGAUUGUUAGCCAUUAAAAAACAAUAUUUAUUCCCUCCUACUCACGUCCGCAAAAGUCAAAUAGCUGACAUUUCUUUCACUACAAUAAUAUACGCUAUUUAUUGUACGGAAAAUUUUGAUCAAUAAAUAUGAUUGUACCUGUUCAUA